Molecule: messenger RNA, 1008 nt
Organism: Linum tenue
Lineage: Eukaryota; Viridiplantae; Streptophyta; Magnoliopsida; Malpighiales; Linaceae
Source: the annotation of a GenBank genome assembly
AUGAUCUGCAGCAGCAGCAGCAGCAAUGGCGGUACAGAAGUGGGAAUUAGUCACGACCAUGAUCAUGAGCUGAGAAGAGGGCCUUGGACGCUGGAGGAAGACACUCUUCUCACCCAUUACAUCGCCAGGCAUGGCGAAGGCCGCUGGAACAUGCUCGCUAAAUGUGCUGGACUGAAAAGAACUGGGAAGAGUUGCAGGCUAAGAUGGCUGAAUUACUUGAAGCCGGAUAUUAAGAGAGGGAAUCUCACUCCCAAAGAGCAGCUUCUGAUCCUUGAACUCCAUUCCAAGUGGGGUAAUAGGUGGUCACGAAUAGCUCAACAUCUGCCUGGAAGGACGGACAACGAGAUCAAGAACUACUGGAGGACGAGAGUGCAGAGGCAGGCUAGGCAGCUCAACAUCGAAUCCAACAGCAAAAAAUUCCUCGACGCUGUGAGGUGCUACUGGAUGCCACGUCUGCUUCAGAAAGUCGAGCAACAACAGCAACCAACUUCAUCAUCAUCAUCAGAUGGUCAACUUCCUGAUGAUCCUCCAGCUGGUUCUCUGUUCUCGCCUGCAGCAGAUCAUAGCCGCCAUCUUGAUGAUGAUCAGCAGCAACUCAUGGUCAACCCUUAUUAUUCUUUUCCGACACAAGAAGAGGAAACCGCCCACUUCUCCAACUCGGCCUCGGUCAACGAUCUCAUGACCGCCGCCCUUUCCACAGACAACACAACGACGUCGUACCAGCAGCAGCACCAGCAAAACACCGAGGCGGGGAAGAUUGCUGAAUCGGAGUAUGUCGGAAUAUUCUCCAUGGGAAACUGCAACUGGAACAUUGUUUUGGAAGAUGGAGACUGUCAUCAGUACCAUGAAGAGAUGGCGGAUCCAACAGCUGAUCAUGAAUUAUGCCAGGUGGGAGGCGAUGAUGGCAACUGGGUCGGGUAUAAUUAUGACGUGGCGGAUACACUCUGGAACUUGGAUGACACGUGGCAGUACGGGAUUCGAGGGAACGAGCAUCUAGCUAGUUAUUAG